AUGAAUCAGAUUGCUGUCAAUACUGCAGCCGGUGGAUGCUUCAUGGACAAGUCAUUUGUCAACAUCACUAAUUUGCUCGAUAAGCUCACCACCCACAAUCAAGCAUGGAAUUCAAAUGAUACCGAGAGUUUGCCUUACGGUAGUCCCUCACUAGCCGCUGUUGCAAAGGAGAACCAUGAGAGAGAUCAUGCCUUUGCUCAAUUGCAAACUACGGUGGAUAUAUUAUCAAAGAAAUUGGCAGAGAAGGAUGCAAAGGGUGUAAAUGUUGUUGAAGAGAUGCCACCUACACCACCAUGGAUGUAUCAAGUCCCUGAGGGGAUGUACCAAAAGAGGCAACAACAUUAUAAAGAUGCCAAUUAUGUCAACAACUCCAAAAGGGGUUAUCAGAGGCAAAACUAUCAAGCUGCCAUCCAGAAGCUUGAAUUACAAUUUAGAUACCUUUUAAGAGAAGUGCAUACUCCUCAAUAUGGACAAAUACCAAGUGAUACAAUUCCAAAUUCGAAAGGUAGCGGGGUAAACUCUUUGGAGCAUAUAGCUGCUAUUAGCACCCGAAGUGGAAAAAUACUCCAAGGUGCUGAUAAAAAGGUGAUUGAUCUUGAGCCGAUUGUUGAAGAAGAGGCACAACCUAAUGUGUCUGAUGUUAUUGUGGAAGAUGAAACAGAGGGGGAAAUCCCUAUUAUAGCUAAAGAGGAGCAGAGUCUUGAGAAUCCUAAGGCACAAGGAGGGAAAAAUGAAAAGGGGAAGGCAAAACUUUCUGGAGCUCUUCGCCCUUUGACUCAAUUGUUUAAAUCUUCACCGCCUUUUCCUCAAAGGUUAGUGAGGAAAACAGAGGAUGAAAAGUGCUUGCGAUUUUAUGAUCAACUCAAGCAAUUGACUAUGAACAUUCCCUUCAUGGAUGUUGUCCAAGAGAUGCCUGGGUUUGCUAAAUAUUUGAAGGAUCUCUUAACAAAGAAGAAGAAGCCAUUGAAACACGACACUGUGGGUAUCACUCAUCGUGUCAGUGCUAUUAUUUCCAAGACCACGGUGUAG
Lycium ferocissimum is the source of this 1029-nucleotide messenger RNA. RefSeq lists its product as uncharacterized. Bases 1 to 1029 code for a protein of 342 amino acids. The transcript has 2 exons. Lineage: Eukaryota; Viridiplantae; Streptophyta; Magnoliopsida; Solanales; Solanaceae. The record is from RefSeq and is a predicted model, not a curated record.